AUGGCGUACCGGAGGAAGCAGGGCAUCCAGCGGUCGAACACCUUCGUGGAGGACCACCGCCAGCCGUCGCCGGGCGACUCCGCGUCGCCCGCCACCGCGUCCCCGCGCGCCACCCGCUUCGCCGACGACAGCCGCCGGCCCGACCGCUCCCUGGCGGCGCAGACCCUGCUCGCCUCCGCCGCGCGCGGGGACAUGCAGGCGCUCGCCGAGCGCUUCACUGCAUCCUCCUCGUCCCCGCUCGCCGCCCGGCCGAGUGACCCCGUCACGUCGUCGUCCCUGCGGGUGUCCCCGCGCGCCGCCCGGGCGGCUGACCCCGCCACGUCGUCGUCCCUGCGCGUGUCCCCGCGCUCCGGCCGGCCGAAUGACCCCAUCACGUCGACGUCCCCACGGGCGUCCCCGCGCUCCGGCCGGCAGAACGACAUGUUCGCGCAGGAUCCUGUGACCAUGCUGUACACGUCCACGUCGAGCGCCACGAACGACGACUCCAAGCUUUCACCAGUGAAGAAAGACGAGACGAAGCAAGGACUGUGGGGGCUUCUGGCGCAGCAAGCUAAGGCCAUGCUCGACGAAAGUGCCCCCACAGAGGAGGCCCGGAGCCAGCCUCUGGCCACAUCAGCCGGCAGUCCGCAAGCUCAAUCACGGUGGUCCUACGACCCGGUCCGGAAGUCGGAGAGCCCUACGUUCCAGCACGGAUCGGAAGGGCCGAAGUUCGACAUGGGAGGGCACAUCAAGAAUGCGCUGGAGGAGGGCCUGCAUGCGGCGACGAUGGCGGAGAGCAGGACGCCGGCGGUGGUGGGGAGGAAGCUGCAGAUCAGGAGGAAGACGUGCAGCGUGGACAUGCGGAGCGCCCACCUGAACCUGGGCACCCCCGACCUCAUGUCGCCGAUGAUGACCGACUUCGAGUCGCCCCAGAUCAAAGCUUCUCGCGACGUGGCGAACGUGAUGGCGGCCAAGGUGAAGCUGCUGCAGCGGGAGCUCAAGACGGUGAACGCCGACCUGGCCUUCUCCAAGGAGCGGUGCGCGCAGCUGGAGGAGGAGACCCGCCUGCACCGGGCCGGCAACAACGACCACGCCGCCAACGAGGACCUGGUACGGAAGCAGCUGGAGACGCUGCUGGCGGAGAAGGCGCGGCUGGCCACCGAGAACACGGUGUACGCCAGGGAGAACCGGUUCCUGCGGGAGAUCGUCGACCUCAACCAGCUAACCGUGGUCGGCCUCCAAGAGGACAUCAUCGAGGAGGAAGAAGAAGAAGAAGAAUACGAGGAGGAAGAAGAAGAAUACGAGGAGGAGGAAGAGGCCGAGCACGACACACCGGCCAACCCCGGCACUGCCCCUCCCAAGCCCCCCUCACAUCACACCGACAAUGUGCAUGUUGCUGCCCCACAGCCGCCCUCUCGCCGCACCGACAAUGCGGCUGUUCCUGCCCCCAAGUCUCCCUCACAUCGCACCGACAAUGCACCGGUUGCUGCCCCCCAGUCGCCCUCUCGCCGCACCGACAAUGUGCCAGUUACUGUCCCACAGUCGCCCUCUCGCCGCACUGACAAUGUGCCGGUUGCAUCUCCCUGCACCGACAAUGCGCCGGAGUCGAGGAGCACAGACAACAGCAGCAACGCUGCCAUCGGAGUUGCCGGGUCGCCCAUGCACCGGAGUCCAAAGGAAGAUGAAGGUUCACAGCAGACAAACCCCAUUCGAGAUAAUUGCUCGCCGGAGAAGGCCUCCCAGCAGCAGCAAUGCCAAGACUGA
Messenger RNA from Triticum turgidum subsp. durum (durum wheat), 1743 nucleotides. Lineage: Eukaryota; Viridiplantae; Streptophyta; Magnoliopsida; Poales; Poaceae. The record is from the annotation of a GenBank genome assembly.